Syngnathus typhle (broad-nosed pipefish) is the source of this 1565-nucleotide messenger RNA. It is a transcript of the gene kcnj16a, whose product is annotated as potassium inwardly rectifying channel subfamily J member 16a. The transcript is spliced from 2 exons. Bases 124 to 1167 code for a protein of 347 amino acids. The record is from RefSeq and is a predicted model, not a curated record. Gene Ontology annotation, biological process: potassium ion import across plasma membrane; regulation of monoatomic ion transmembrane transport. Gene Ontology annotation, cellular component: plasma membrane. Lineage: Eukaryota; Metazoa; Chordata; Actinopteri; Syngnathiformes; Syngnathidae. Gene Ontology annotation, molecular function: inward rectifier potassium channel activity.
GAAGCGGGCAGGCGGGAGGCGUGGCCAGGUCACCUGCAUUCUGCUGUGUUUUGCGUCAACAGGUGGUGCGCCGCUUCAUUCCAGCCCGCCUGGCUGCCCGCGGAGGCACACGCAAAGCUCAGGAUGGCGUACGGACCCGUGACGGCGGAAGCGGCGGGCCGCAAGCGGCGCUACAUGCGCAAAGAGGGCGGCUGCAACGUGGUGUUCCGCAACCUGCCCCACGAGUGGCUCCGCUUGGUGGCCGACAUCUUCACCACCCUGGUGGAGCUCCGCUGGAGGGCCAUGCUGCUGCUCUUUGCACUCUCCUACAUCCUAUCCUGGCUCUUUUUCGGGAUCCUCUUCUGGGUCAUCGCCUUGGCUCACGGCGACGUCCAGGACCGCGAGACGGAGCCGUGCGUCUACCAGGUGCGCAGCUUCACCGCCGCCUUCCUCUUCUCCCUGGAGACCCAGACCACCAUCGGCUACGGCGCCCGGGGCAUGUCGGAGAACUGCGCCGUGGCCAUCGUCGUCGUCACCGUCCAGGACGUGGUCAGCUGCUUCAUCGACACCUUUGUCAUCGGCAUCGCCGUGGCCAAGAUGGCCUCGGCCAGGAAGCGGGCGCAGACGGUGGGCUUCAGCCACUGCGCCGUGGUCAACCUUCGCGACGGACACCUGUGCCUUUCCUGGCGGGUGGGUGACUUCCGCAGCAACCACCUGGUGGAGGGGACGGCGCGCGCUCAGAUACUGCGCGCCGAGGUCCACGCCACCGGCAGGGUGGACGUCAGCUACCGGGACCUGCUCAUCCAGCAGCCUGACAUUGUUCUGGUGACUCCCACCGCCGUCUGCCACCGGAUCCAAGAGGGCAGCCCGCUCUACGGGAUGAGCGCGGCCGAGCUGCGGCGCUCCGACCUGGAGGUGCUGGUCUCCUUCACCUACACGGACGACAGCACGGGCACGCUGCACCAGACGCGCACCUCCUACACGCAGGACGACAUCCGGUGGGGUCACGUCUUCCAGGAGAUGAUCCGGGCUGGCGGGAGCCGCUACGCCGUCGACUACCUGCUCUUCAACCGGACCGCCGAGGUCCCGGCGCCCCAGAUCAGCGCCCAGGCCUAUGGGCUCAAGAGGUCACCCUCGCCGAGAGACCGGGCCGGCAAAAAUGAUGCCGCCGCCGCCCGGGCACGCUAGCCGAAAACGCCGAGGCUAACUCCGAGGUCCAUCUCCUCCGAGAAGAGCUCCGUCCGGUGUGCCUGCCUUCUACUUCAGAGAAAUAUUUGCUGCAUAGGAGCCCGCGACCAGAAAACGUGUACAAGGUUGAACGAGAGACGCGUCUUCACUCUCUGCUACAAAAGUUCUCUUUACAUACAUAACAUCGAAGAGAGGCUCUUGUCCAAAAAAAAGGCACGCGGAUGUUCUGCGCAAUCGUCUUUGUUCUCUGGUGGAGAUUCCAGCGUGAGCUGGAAUUUUGUCAUCAUCAAAAUGGGAACGCCAACGAAGAACAAAGUGAAAGUUGCAUUGUAGUCACACAAAACCAUCGCGCCUGUUGACACUAAAUAAAAGUCCGCUCCGUUGACAUGAAAACAUGA